This is a messenger RNA of Vitrella brassicaformis, 3645 nucleotides long. The record is from the annotation of a GenBank genome assembly. Lineage: Eukaryota; Vitrellaceae.
CGCGGACAGCCUUCCUUACUGUUGAGAACCCAUCUGAAGGGCCUUCUGGUGCUCUGGCAGACGAGUGAGUUGAUCAGGGCUCUUGCCUGUAUGCAUUUCUGCGAUAUCAUGUCGCCCCGAUUCCUCUUCCUCCUGAGCCUCUCUGUUGUCGUUUCAAUGGUCAACCCGAGCUCCGCCACCAACGCCGAUGUGCGAUUCGGUAAGAGCAAAGAUGAAUGACAUCCCCGGAUCACAUUUGUCCAUGCUGUCGUCUCUGAUCUUGGUCUCACGGUGCAGGCAGGUACAAUAUGACGGAGUCUGCCGUCGAGUCGGGCCAUCGCAACUACUAUUAUCUCAACUCUACCACCACUCUGUGCUCCAUUGUGGUCUAUGACGUCCCCUUCCAAGUAUCGGAUGACCACACGACUGUCUUGAUGUCCAUCAACCACUUCGGCCGGAGACCGGACCCCACGCAGCCGCUUCGUAAGUAACUGACGGUGCGGGGCGGGGCGGGGCGGACGCAUCCAGGCCUGUUGUCAUCUGGGUGUUGUAUGGUCUGCUUCUUCAGCUGCCAGCACCGGCUGGUUUGACAUCAAUUACAGUGGCGAGGCCAAUGAGGGCUUCGAGGUGUGUGUGAACGACAACACCACACACGUCAAUAGGACUGACGAUGGCAAGGGCAAGGGCGCUGUUGUGCAGUUCGACCACCAUCCUGACCUGCACGUCGACUGGUAUAUUACGUGACAAAACAAACGAUCCAUUCAUGUGUGUCUCUAUGCAUCAUUCUCAAUCCGAUGAUCAAUCAGGUUUGCCUUCCAGGGGAACCCUUUCUCUUUCAGCCAGGGCGGGCGCAUCCGCUUGCCAAAGGUGGGGACCCGGUUCUACGGUGUGGGCUGCCGGUGGAUCAAUUUCUCUCCGCCGUUCAAGGGCUCGCCCCGCCUGCUGGUGGCUCUAGAGCACCAAACGACGGGACGACACCCUUUGAGGCAUCAGGACACUGCUUGGGUGGAGGCGGUCGACCACCAGAGGGCCAGGGUGGGCCUGUGCAAGAUACGCUCUGAUCAUGUCUCUCUAUUGUCGUCGAUCGACGAUUGAUGGAUGGUGUGUUGUCCCUCCCUUCCAGGUGUGCGCUCGAGACGAGCCCAUAUUCGAGACAUCUGGGCAUCGAUCCAUCCACAUCAAUUAUCUGGCAUUUGAUCCAUCCAAACUGCCCAACGAGCCGCACGCGCAGAGCGGCUCGGUCCUGACGGCCUGGCCCAACAGCCCACAGCCUUCCAAGGACAUGCUUGAGACCAUCCACCACCCAUUCGACGCUGUUCACCACCACGGUCAUGGCGAUGACACUCUCUUCCCCAACGCCCCCCACAGGAUAUGCAUCAACGUGACCUUCUCGACGCCUUUUGACAGCGUGCCCUAUGUCUUUGUGACGGCGAGCCACAGGGGCGAGAGGGAGAAGACCAAGGACUUCGAGGCCACGACUGCGUGGGUGGAGGAGCUGAGCGAGCGGGGGUUCAGGGGGUGCGUGACGGAGAUGUGGUACCAUGACGGGCCUCACGAGCCCAUCUGGCUCGAGUGGCUGGCCUUCGACGAUCUCUUCAUGUGGGACCCCAUGCACAAACAGUAAGCAAAGAAGGAGACAGCACACCCACCCGCGCCGUGAACCUUCUCGUGUGUUUGCAGGCGUAUGAUGGGCGUGCGGGGGUCCCUCUUCAUGCGUCUCGAUUACUACUAUUUCACCAGGAGUUCCGUGCCUUUUGCCUCGAGCAUCCAGUCAGCCCUCACCGAGGCCGCAGGUCAGUCAAUAGUCACACGGAAGCCAGAGCUCUCAGUGCAAGACAACGAUCCGUGGUCGUGUGCAGGCAUAGCUGCGGCCCGGGUGAACAUCAAGAACGUGUCCGAUGCCUCCGGGCAGCUGAGUGAUGUGCCCAACCUGAUGAUAGUCGAGUUCGACAUCGCACCGCCAGAAAAUGUAAUGACGCGACGAAAGGUCACGCACACACAUCAUGAUAGACACGCCAUUGGUUCUGACCAAUGAUGGCUGCUGUGUCUCCUUUGCUCCAUGCAGGGCGGCUUGCGCGAGAUGGGCGCAGUGGACGCCAUGCAGAAGAUCGACGACCAGGUGCGGGCAAAACAGACGGAAAGAAUCCAAUGGAGCAAUCCGGCGUUAAGCUGAUCCAUUCAUUGAUGCUGUGCAGAUUGCUCGAGAGACGGGCUCCUUCUGGCAGACCAAGUUCGCAGCAGAGUACCUGUCAGACGCAGUGGUUGCACCAAUCGCACCCAAGAACAACACGGACGGCGCUCCACCCCCUGCAAAGAAGAAGAACAAACGCAGCCCCCCUCCCCUAUCCAGCGGCGCCGGAAAGACCUACCCGCCAUUCAACAUGCCCAAGGCGUGGCUAGAGUACAGGGCGGACUGUGUGGUGGGCCCUUGGACGAUCGACGGCAAAUGCAGCAGCCAAGGGAAGGACAAAUGCGACCGGAUGCAGAGUGAGUUCUCAGCAGACAGGGAGGGAGGGAGAUGGAUGUCUUUGUUGGUCUGGCCGCCUUGCUGCGUGCAGGUGGUUUUUUGCGUCAGCGUCGUGAGAUGGUGCGGCAGAAGUCGACUACAGGGAAGGAGUGCCCACCGCUCACCCGCAAUGUGCCGUGCAACAUUCCACCAUGCUGGGAAGAGGCAGCAGGGGCGACACAAGCAGGUAGCACCUGUGACGUUAGACUGACUGAGACGAACGCCAUGCUACCUCUCUCUCUCUCAACCGUUUGUUUGUUGUGGCUCAGCCGGGGAGAGGAGUCCGGCUGCGGUGUCGUCACAGAUGGGCGGCAGCAGCCGGGAGCCGGUCAGCACGCAGGAAGCUGCUCAGGUAGGCGGCGCACACUGGCACACAGAGACAUGCACAGAUGGCUCGUGAAGGAAGGGAUAAGACGCAAUGUCCACUGUCCAUCAGGCGCAGGAUGAUUUCUCCAGCCAGCAGUCGAUGGGUGGCGACAAUCUUGAGGAGAUCGAGCCGCCCCCCGGCGGCAACAAGGAGAAGAAGAACCCACAUCGCAACCUCAUCGUCGCAGCCAUGUCUGUCGCCGUCAUUCUAGCCAUACCUUGCACCGGCGCCGCGAUACUGGUCAGUCAGUCUUUGACGCCACACGUGAGACACACACAUCCGUCCUUCGUCUCCUCCUGCAGGCGUGUGUGGUCUACUUCUGUCGGUCCAAGGAGCGCGGGCCCGUCAACAUCUGUUCUGCCGAUCCCUCCCAGGUGGACUCCCCCCAGCCCGGCGUCCCCAAGAUGGUGGGCAGGUACCGCCAGCAAGUGGACGACAUCGACAUCACACGGACACAAAGAGACAUCUGCGAUGACGCCGUGCCCCCAGCCAUGCAGACCAAGGACGACCCUGCCCACGACUCAGCCCCAACUUUCAACAGGGAGAGCAGUCUAGACGAGAUCGAAUUGGCCACUCCGGUGGACGCGCAGUUCAAGUAUACCCCAACACGCCUGCCGCCAUUGGGUGUGGCCGCCCAGCAGCAGGCCGCUGCCAGAGAAAGGGGAGAGGCCGGGGGCGUUUCUCUCAUCUAGCAUAGUGACAGCUGGACAGACGGCAUCGUGUGAUUGUUUUGAAGCGUGAAGCGCACGGUCUGUCAGGUGUUUUCUCAGCUAGCUGUGUCGAUGGGAUGGUG